AAGUCGAACAAAACAUAGAGACUAUUCUGGGACUUUUGCUAUCGGUAGAGCAACGUACGUAUGCUUGGACGACGAGACUUGAAGAAAAGAGAUAUCAUCAAAAGCGAAAGAUAAAACCAAAAAUGGAUCCUCAAAUCUGGCACAAAGUUGCUGCUAUAUCUGGUGUAGCUGCUCUUGGUUUAGGAACUUAUGGUGCUCAUGGAUUCAACCCCAAAAAUCCCACUUACAAAGAGGUGUGGCAUACUGCAUCAUUGUACCAUCUGGUUCACACUGCUGCCCUUGUUGCUGCGCCUAUCACUAAACAUCCAAACAUUUUUGGAGGACUGCUAACUGGUGGAAUUGUGGCUUUCUCUGGAACUUAUUCCAAGUGGUUUUAUGACUCAUUCUCUGGAGUAGUCUGCUACUCAAUGUAACUGUAAAUAAAUCUUCAGAGGGUCUUUUGACUACAUGCUAGUUGCUACUUCAAAUGCUGACUCUUAGGAGCAGCUCCCCACCCUUGCAGGAAAAUAGUACUUCCUUUUUCCCUACUUAUAACACACUUUUUAUUGAGCCAAACACAUUGUAUACUUAUUUACGAUGUGAUAAUGUUUGAUGGAUAAGAUCAUGGAAUGGUGCUGGAAAGCUGACCAUUUGGUAUUCACAGCAUUCUGGAAUAAAAAGAUCUAUUAUUUAUCCGGAUUUUAGAUGUUACUUAUCUUCUGAAUUGAACAUUUAGCAGAAUAUCCAUUUUCACUUCAGUAAUGAGUAGGGCCGGGCAUAUUUUGGUUUAAACCGAAAAAAUUGAACCGAAAUUUAAUUUUGGUUUGGUUUUUGGUUUUUCGGAUUGG
Capsicum annuum is the source of this 827-nucleotide messenger RNA. Its product is annotated as transmembrane protein 256 homolog. NCBI's taxonomy places the organism in Eukaryota, Viridiplantae, Streptophyta, Magnoliopsida, Solanales, Solanaceae. The record is from RefSeq and is a predicted model, not a curated record. The coding region runs from base 123 to 413 and encodes 96 amino acids. The transcript has 5 exons.